AAACAGCGAAUUACAAUGGAGUGGACACCGAUGGAAAUCAACCCUGAGAUGCUGAACAAGAUGAUGGAUAAACUGGGCGUGGGCGGAAACUGGAGCUUUGUGGAUGUGCUUGGACUGGAGGGCGAUCAACUGUCUGCCGUGCCCAAACCAUGCUGUGCCUUGAUGUUGCUCUUCCCCUUGACACAACAGCACGAGUCCUUCAGGCAGAAGCAGGCCGACAAAGUGGCAGCUGGCUCUGAGGUGUACUUCCUGAAGCAGUCUGUGGGCAAUUCUUGUGGCACCAUUGCCCUGCUCCACUCUGUAGGCAACAACAAGGACAAGAUGACGUUCAAUAAUAGCUCUGCCUUAAAGAAGUUUUUGGAUGACACUGCUGACAUGUCUGCUGAGGAUCGUGCCAAACAAUUUGAGAACAACCAGGCAAUCAAAGAAGCACACAAUGAUAUUGCUGCAGAAGGUCGAUGCGUGCCUGAAGCUGAUAAAGUCAACUUCCACUUUAUUGCCUUUGUUAAUGUGAAUGGACAACUUUAUGAAUUUGAUGGGAGGAUGGAUGGAGCAGUGAACCAUGGUGAUACAACAGAUGACACUUUUGUAAUGGAUGCUGCCAAAGUGUGUCUUGGCUUCAUGAAGAGGGAAAAAGAUGAAGUUCGGUUCUCUGCUGUGGCUCUGUCAAAAUUAAACACCAAUUAGAAAACAAAUGUUAUGCCCAUGCCCUGAAGCAUUUAGAUGUCCUGUCACCUGUACACACGCACUAUGCACUGUAAAGGGCAUUUGUUUCCACCAAUUGUCCUGUGUUGAACAAAGCAUUCUUGAGCACAUAAUGUGUUCAGUGUUGAAAACCUUUUAUGUUCAAGCCUUAUGUAUGUUCAGCAGUGUCCAACACUGCAUGUUUAUGUUCAGCACUUUUGUGUGCCUGCAUCUGUGGAUGCUUAAAUGCCUUGUGAGCCAACCAGUUUAAACUUGGAGAGUGGUACAAUCUGCUGAUGACCCUGGACAGGUCUUGAAUGACAGUUCUGAUUUGGGGGUCAAAAUGAUUUGCACACAAGUCCCCACUACUGACGUGCACACAUUUUCCAAAUGU
Molecule: messenger RNA, 1078 nt
Organism: Periophthalmus magnuspinnatus
Lineage: Eukaryota; Metazoa; Chordata; Actinopteri; Gobiiformes; Gobiidae
Gene: uchl1
Product: ubiquitin carboxyl-terminal esterase L1 (ubiquitin thiolesterase)
Exons: 9
Coding region: 16-687 (223 amino acids)
Biological process (GO): ubiquitin-dependent protein catabolic process; protein deubiquitination
Cellular component (GO): cytoplasm
Molecular function (GO): cysteine-type deubiquitinase activity
Source: RefSeq, a predicted model, not a curated record